AUGAGUGGAGGACCCCCUAUCGAUUACUACGCGGCUCUCGGGAUCCCCUCCACCGCAACACAGCAGCAAAUCCGCGAUGCCUAUAAAAAAGCCGCGCUCAAGACCCACCCGGAUAGAGUCCCCUCCGACUCCCCAGAACGGGCUGAACGCACCCGGAAAUUCCAGCUCAUAAACGACGCUUACUAUACGCUCUCUGAUAAAACCCGACGUAGCGAGUACGAUGCCGCGCGCGCCUAUUAUAACUCCGGGACCUCGACAGCCUUCGACGAGGGGACACCAGGUCCCGACGCUGAAGCGGGGAGCGGCGGGUUCCCGUGGGCGAGUUUCGGAUUCAAAGCCAAGAGCGAUGCGGAGAAGGAGAAGUUCGAGAGCGAGCAGUUUGGAGAUGUGUUUGAGGAGAUGCUGAGAGAGGAGGGUAUGGCGGAGGGUGGGGGCGCGCCGACGGGGAAGUUCUGGAGCCUUGUUGGCGGCUUGUCCGGUGGUGCUAUGGGUUUCAUCGUCGCCAAUUUUCCGGGCAUGCUGGCGGGUGCCGUAGCGGGGAAUAGACUCGGAGCUAUUAGGGAUGCGAAGGGGAAGAGUGUUUAUGCUGUUUUCCAGGAUCUACCGCAGUCUGAUAAAGCGAGACUUUUGAGUCAGUUGGCGCAGAAGGUUUUCAGUCAUGCGGUUGGGGUGUAG
Amorphotheca resinae ATCC 22711 is the source of this 675-nucleotide messenger RNA. RefSeq lists its product as hypothetical. The transcript is spliced from 4 exons. NCBI's taxonomy places the organism in Eukaryota, Fungi, Ascomycota, Leotiomycetes, Helotiales, Amorphothecaceae. Bases 1 to 675 code for a protein of 224 amino acids. The record is from RefSeq and is a predicted model, not a curated record.